GCGCAAUGGUCUGCCAGGUGAAGCAGAGUCUCGCGACGGCAGUGAUUCUGAUGGCAGUAUGCGGGGUCAGCAGUCUGCUGUAUCUGCCCAACCUCACUCUAUUGGCACGCCUGAGCCUGCCCUCCUUCACCCAGGACCAGGUCUGCCGUCUAGAGACCUUGCGGCUGAACAACUGGCAGACCAGCGACCCCACCACCUUGAACAUCUACUCCACCAUCCGCGCCAGGAUCACGGCUCUCGGCGAGACAGUAUCCGUGCAGACUGUCAUACAACUCCUGCUGACAUCAGUGUACAGCUCGCAGGUGCGCAGUUGUCCGGCUGUGACCGCUGUCAUAGCUCCAGCAUCUGUCAACAGUCUAAACAGUGCAGUCAGCAGUCUUCUAUCUCUGCCCAACCUCACUCUAUUGGCACGCCUGAGCCUGCCCUCCUUCACCCAGGACCAGGUCUGCCGUCUAGAGACCUUGCGGCUGAACAACUGGCAGACCAGCGACCCCACCACCUUGAACAUCUACUCCACCAUCCGCGCCAGGAUCACGGCUCUCGGCGAGACAGUAUCCGUGCAGACUGUCAUACAACUCCUGCUGACAUCAGUGUACAGCUCGCAGGUGCGCAGUUGUCCGGCUGUGACCGCUGUCAUAGCUCCAGCGUCUGUCAACAGCCCAACCAGUGGUACCAGUCCAUUCAAAGGUACCAAUGCAACCAUUGCUACCAAUGCAACCAGUGCUACCAAUGCAACCAGUGCUACCAAUGCAACCAAUGCUACCAGUCCAACCAUUGGAACCAAUGCGACCAGUGCUACAAAUGCAACAGGCGCUACCAAUGUGACCAGUGCUACCAAUGCAACAGGCGCUACCAAUGCAACCAGCGCUACCAAUGCAACCAGUCCAACCAUUGGUACCAAUGCGACCAGUGCUACCAAUGCAACAGGCGCUACCAAUGGAACUAGCGCUACCAAUGCAACAAGCGCUACCAAUUCAACCAGUCCUACCAUUGGCGCUACCAAUGCAACCAAUGCUAACAGUCCAACCAUUGGAACCAAUGUGAACAGUGCUACCAAUGCAACAGGCGCUACCAAUGCAACUAGCGCUACCAAUGCAACCAGUCCAACCAUUGGUACCAAUGCGACCAGUGCUACCAAUGCAACAGGCGCUACCAAUGUAACUAGCGCUACCAAUGCAACAAGCGCUACCAAUGCAACCAAUCCUACCAAUGCAACCAGCGCUACCAAUGCAACCAAUGCUACCAAUGCAACCAGUGCUACCAAUGCAACCAAUGUUAACAGUCCAACCAUUGGAACCAAUGCGACCAGUGCUACAAAUGCAACAGGCGCUACCAAUGUGACCAGUGCUACCAAUGCAACAGGCGCUACCAAUGCAACCAAUGCUAACAGUCCAACCAUUGGAACCAAUGCGACCAGUGCUACAAAUGCAACAGGCGCUACCAAUGCAACAAGCGCUACCAAUGCAACCAAUCCUACCAAUGCAACCAGCGCUACCAAUGCAACUAUUGCUACCAGUCCAACCAUUGGUACCAAUGCGACCAGUGCUACCAAUGCAACAGGCGCUACCAAUGAAACUAGUGCUACCAAUGGAACCAAUGCUACCAAUGAAUACAAUGCUACCAGUCCAACCAUUGGUACCAAUGUGACCAGUGCUACCAAUGCAACAGGAGCUACCAAUGCAACUAGCGCUACCAAUGCAACCAGCGCUACCAAUGCAACCAGCGCUUCCAAUGCAACCAAUGCUACCAGUCCAACUAUUGGUACCAAUGCGACCAGUGCUACCAAUGCAACAGGCGCUACCAAUGGAACCAGCGCUACCAAUGAAACCAAUGCUACGAGUCCAACCAUUGGUACCAAUGUGACCAGUGCUACCAAUGCAACAGGUGCUACCAAUGCAACUAGCACUACCAAUGCAACCAGCGCUACAAAUGCAACCAAUGCUACUAGUCCAACCAUUGGUACCAAUGCGACCAGUGCUACCAAUGCAACAGGCGCUACCAAUGGAACCAGCGCUACCAAUGAAACCAAUGCUACGAGUCCAACCAUUGGUACCAAUGUGACCAGUGCUACCAAUGCAACAGGAGCUACCAAUGCAACUAGCGCUACCAAUGCAACCAGCGCUACCAAUGCAACCAGCGCUUCCAAUGCAACCAAUGCUACCAGUCCAACUAUUGGUACCAAUGCGACCAGUGCUACCAAUGCAACAGGCGCUACCAAUGGAACCAGCGCUACCAAUGAAACCAAUGCUACGAGUCCAACCAUUGGUACCAAUGUGACCAGUGCUACCAAUGCAACAGGUGCUACCAAUGCAACUAGCGCUACCAAUGCAACCAGCGCUACCAAUGCGACCAAUGCUACCAGCCCAACCAUUGGCACCAAUGUGAACAGUGCUACCAAUGCAACAGGCGCUACCAAUGCAACUAGCGCUACCAAUGCAACCAGCGCUACCAAUGUAACCAGCGCUACCAAUGUAACCAAUGCUACCAGUCCAACCAUUGGUACCAAUGCGUCCAGUGCUACCAAUGCAACAGGCGCUACCAAUGGAACUAGCGCUACCAAUGCAACCAGCGCUACCAAUGCGACCAAUGCUACCAGUCCAACCAUUGGUACCAAUGUGACCAGUGCUACCAAUGCAACAGGCGCUACCAAUGCAACUAGCGCUACCAAUGCAACCAGCGCUACCAAUGUAACCAGCGCUACCAAUGUAACCAGCGCUACCAAUGUAACCAAUGCUACCAGUCCAACCAUUGGUACCAAUGCAACCAGUGCUUCCAAUGCUACUAAUGCAAUAAUAGCUUCUAACUCAACCAGUGCAGUCAGCAGUCUCGUAUCUCUGCCCAACCUCACUCUAUUGGCACGCCUGAGUCUGCCGUCCUUCACCCAGGACCAGGUCUGCCGUCUAGAGACCUUGCGGCUGAACAACUGGCAGACCAGCGACCCCACCACCUUGAACAUCUACUCCACCAUCCGCGCCAGGAUCACGGCUCUCGGCGAGACAGUAUCCGUGCAGACUGUCAUACAACUCCUGCUGACAUCAGUGUACAGCUCGCAGGUGCGCAGUUGUCCGGCUGUGACCGCUGUCAUAGCUCCAGCAUCUGUCAACAGUCUAAACAGUGCAGUCAGCAGUCUUCUAUCUCUGCCCAACCUCACUCUAUUGGCACGCCUGAGCCUGCCCUCCUUCACCCAGGACCAGGUCUGCCGUCUAGAGACCUUGCGGCUGAACAACUGGCAGACCAGCGACCCCACCACCUUGAACAUCUACUCCACCAUCCGCGCCAGGAUCACGGCUCUCGGCGAGACAGUAUCCGUGCAGACUGUCAUACAACUCCUGCUGACAUCAGUGUACAGCUCGCAGGUGCGCAGUUGUCCGGCUGUGACCGCUGUCAUAGCUCCAGCGUCUGUCAACAGUCUAAACAGUGCAGUCAGCAGUCUUCUAUCUCUGCCCAACCUCACUCUAUUGGCACGCCUGAGCCUGCCCUCCUUCACCCAGGACCAGGUCUGCCGUCUAGAGACCUUGCGGCUGAACAACUGGCUGACCAGCGACCCCACCACCUUGAACAUCUACUCCACCAUCCGCGCCAGGAUCACGGCUCUCGGCGAGACAGUAUCCGUGCAGACUGUCAUACAACUCCUGCUGACAUCAGUGUACAGCUCGCAGGUGCGCAGUUGUCCGGCUGUGACCGCUGUCAUAGCUCCAGCGUCUGUCAACAGUCUAAACAGUGCAGUCAGCAGUCUUCUAUCUCUGCCCAACCUCACUCUAUUGGCACGCCUGAGCCUGCCCUCCUUCACCCAGGACCAGGUCUGCCGUCUAGAGACCUUGCGGCUGAACAACUGGCUGACCAGCGACCCCACCACCUUGAACAUCUACUCCACCAUCCGCGCCAGGAUCACGGCUCUCGGCGAGACAGUAUCCGUGCAGACUGUCAUACAACUCCUGCUGACAUCAGUGUACAGCUCGCAGGUGCGCAGUUGUCCGGCUGUGACCGCUGUCAUAGCUCCAGCGUCUGUCAACAGUCUAAACAGUGCAGUCAGCAGUCUUCUAUCUCUGCCCAACCUCACUCUAUUGGCACGCCUGAGCCUGCCCUCCUUCACCCAGGACCAGGUCUGCCGUCUAGAGACCUUGCGGCUGAACAACUGGCAGACCAGCGACCCCACCACCUUGAACAUCUACUCCACCAUCCGCGCCAGGAUCACGGCUCUCGGCGAGACAGUAUCCGUGCAGACAGUCAUACAACUCCUUCUGACAUCAGUGUACAGCUCGCAGGCCCCGAUACGAUGUAACUCUCUGGUGGUGAUCCUGGUCGUGUAA
Molecule: messenger RNA, 4310 nt
Organism: Bacillus rossius redtenbacheri
Lineage: Eukaryota; Metazoa; Arthropoda; Insecta; Phasmatodea; Bacillidae
Product: autotransporter adhesin BpaC-like
Exons: 4
Coding region: 6-4310 (1434 amino acids)
Source: RefSeq, a predicted model, not a curated record